AUGUCCGCUACAGCCCUCAUCUCGGCCCUCUCCGGAACCAACAGCCUCAAGGCCGCGAGCCUGUUCGACGUGCGCGGCUGGGUCGCCGUCGUGACGGGCGGCGGCACCGGCCUGGGGCUGGUCACGGCGCUCGCGCUCGCCGAGAACGGCGCAAAGGUGUACAUUACUGGCCGGCGGCCCGAGCCGCUCGAUGAGGCCGCCAAGGCGUUUGCUACGCGCACGUCGGCGGCCAACGGAGCGGGCGAGGGCGGCGCCAUUGUCGCUGUCCAGGCCGACGUCAGCACCAAGGAGGGCAUCCAGAAGCUCGUCGCAGCGGUCGGCAAGGACGAAAAGUUCAUCAACCUCCUCGUGAACAACCACGGCGUGUCGCAGGGCGCGACGGACAUCACGGCCGUCGAGCAGACGCCCGAGGCGCUCUCAAAGCACAUGUUUGACGGCGAGGAGUUUGACACCUGGCUCUCGACGUACCGCAUCAACUCGGCAAGCUACUACUUUACGUCGUUUGCCUUCCUCCCCCUCCUGGCGGCGGCGAAGAGCGUCGGCGGGUUCCCCGAGCCAGGCAACAUUAUCAACAUCUCGAGCAUGUCCGGGGUGACGAUCACGUCGCAGCGCGGACAGUUCAACUACAACGCGUCGAAGGCCGCCACGCUCAGCCUGUCGCACCAGCUCGCAACCGAGUUCACGCGCGCAGGCUUCGGUAUCCGCGUCAACACGGUGCUGCCAGGCUACUUCCCCAGCGGCAUGACCGUCAUCCCCAACGAGAGCAACACGGGCUCGGUGGCCGACUCGGCAGUCUUCAAGAACAAGUGGGGCAUCCCGUUCGCGCGGCCCGGCAACGCGCGCGAGUACGCCGGCGCGAUCCUGUCGCUCGCGACCAACUCGUACGUUACCGGCGCGGAGCACCUCAUCGACGGCGGGUGGAUGAUCGACCAGGCGUUCUAG
Molecule: messenger RNA, 942 nt
Organism: Vanrija pseudolonga
Lineage: Eukaryota; Fungi; Basidiomycota; Tremellomycetes; Trichosporonales; Trichosporonaceae
Product: Rhamnolipids biosynthesis 3-oxoacyl-[acyl-carrier-protein] reductase
Exons: 4
Coding region: 1-942 (313 amino acids)
Molecular function (GO): oxidoreductase activity
Source: RefSeq, a predicted model, not a curated record